CUCGGUGCGGAAAGGCCGUGCCCAGAGCGUGCUGCGCUGGUUCACCACCGUGGUGCUGUGUGCCGCCUUCCUGGGGCUGGGACUGAGUGUUGCUAUCCUGGGGCCCACCUUUCCAGACUUGGCAAGGAACGUGAACAGGAACAUCAGCAGCCUGUCUCUGAUUUUUGUGGGCCGCGCCUCAGGAUAUCUCUGUGGCUCUAUGAUUGGAGGAGUCCUUUUUGGCUGUAUGAAUCAUUUUUUACUUUUGGGAGUGUCCCUUUCUGCUACCACAGUGGGUCUUUAUCUCAUGCCAUUCUGCAAGACAGCAGCCUUACUGAUUGUCAUGAUGUCUGUCUUCGGGAUUUCAAUGGGCAUUCUGGAUACAGGUGGGAACGUCCUCAUCUUGGAUCUUUGGGGGGACAAAGGAGCCCCACAUAUGCAGGCCUUGCACUUCAGUUUCGCCUUGGGUGCCUUUCUGGCUCCCCUGCUGGCUAAAUUGACCUGGGGUACCACAGCAUCUGCUCAGAACCACACCGAGUCCGACUUUAACUCUCUAAUGCUGAACCGAUCCUCCAAAGCCCCCUCAGACUCUGUGUUCGCGGUACCCGAUGACAUGAAUCUGCUGUGGACAUAUGCUUCUAUUGGCACCUAUGUCUUAGUAGUUUCUGUCUUCCUGUUUGGUCUGUUUUGUAAGAAACAUUCAAGGCAGGAAAAAUCCACAGCAUCUGCUCAGGGAGCUCGAAGGGCUAAAUAUCACAGGGCCCUGCUCUCUCUCCUCUUCCUCUUCUUCUUCUUCUAUGUGGGAGCCGAGGUGACCUACGGCUCUUUUGUAUUCUCCUUUGCCACCACCCAUGUUGGCAUGGAAGAGAGCGAGGCAGCUGGCUUGAACUCCAUCUUCUGGGGGACCUUUGCAGCCUGCAGGGGCCUGGCCAUCUUCUUUGCGACAUUCUUACAGCCUGGAACCAUGAUUGUGUUGUGUAACAUUGGCAGCCUGGCCUCGUCUUUAUUUCUGGUCCUUUUUGAUAAAAACCCUCUCUGUCUCUGGAUCGCGACAUCUGUGUAUGGAGCUUCAAUGGCAGCCACGUUUCCCAGCGGCAUCUCCUGGAUUGAGCAGUACACCACCUUAACUGGGAAAUCUGCAGCAUUCUUUGUAAUUGGCGCUGCCCUGGGAGAAAUGGCCAUUCCUGCGGUCAUCGGGAUUCUUCAGGGACACUACCCGGAUCUCCCAGUGGUUCUCUACACGGGUCUGGGCUCAGCCAUAUUCACGGCUGUUUUAUUUCCUGUGAUGUAUAAAUUAGCCACUUUACCCCUGCAACGCCAGCGCAAAGGAAGAAGGAAGAGCGAGGACCAGAAAGCUUUGCUCUCCAGUUCUGAGCAACAUGACUUCGAGGAAGAGAAUGAGGAGGAGGAUGCAGAGAAGUGGAAUGAGAUGGAUUUUGAAGUGGUCGAAAUGAGUGAUCCAGUACCGGAGUUUGCAAGGGAGACAUCUAGAGAUCUGGUAGAGCCCACAGCUGAGGGCUCCUGUCAGGGCCUUCCAGAUGCACUAAGUGUUGAGCCCUUGUCAGCCAGCAGCCACAGUUCUCCUGUGAAUCACCAGGACAAAGGAGAAUAACACUCAGGUGACGAAUUACCGAAUGACUUACUGCGUGACCGCCGCUCCUGAGGACACCACCUCAGAGCAGAGCUCUGGCUGGCUUUCAGUAUGCUUUGGCACUUGAAAUUUGUGUCUGUUUACAGGCAGGUUUGAAAUGAUUGGAGUGUUUAGAGCUCUCAGUCUUCUGUAGACUACCGUUCGUUCUUGUGCGCUGGGCUCUCAUUAGGAGACUGUUCUGUUGUCUCUGCCUUACAGAAGGCAUUGAGAAGUGAAGAUCUGGGUGGUGUGCAGGGUCAAGGCUCUGGAGAACGGGCUGAUUGUGGAGCAGUGAGUGUGCGUCCACACCCUGAUGAGUGGGUUGUCACAAAGCAUCUUUGGAGAUGGAAGGACAGUUUCCUUUUACCCUCUGUGUAGGGUUGAACUGAAAAAUACUGCUGACUAUGUAUUCCUGUGAGUAUACACAUAGGCUAUGCUUUCUAGGGAUCUAGCUUCCUCCCUCACUUCAUGUUCAGCUCUGACAAAAAACGGAUUUAUGUUUGAUCUCCUGUGAUUCUAGAAAUGCAAAUGAGAUUAUUUUUAAAUUUUAGGAUUUGUGUUUGUUUUGUUUCUUGAGUCUUACUUUAUAGUCCAGGCUGGCCUGGAAUUUACUAAGUAGGGCAGGUUGGCCUCUAACUCACCGUUCUGCUUCUGCCUCCUGAGUUUUGUAAAUAGAGGCAUGUGCUACCAUGCAUGGUGAAACGUGUAAGUUUUAAAGUUGUAUAAUAUUUUUGCUAAAAUAGCCCAUUUGUUUCAAAUACGUAAACCGAAACUGACGGGUAGCCCUGUGAACGUGCUGGAGCUUGUGCAAUCCUGAAGUUUGGCAGGCGUGGUAUUUAGUAGCACUGCCAUGUUCAUUGAUCUACAACACUCCCUUUCCCUUACACUCGAGGGUCGUCAUUUAGUAUUCUAGUAAAUUCUAUUCUUGUUUCCCACAUAUUAAAAAAGCCAGAAACAUUUUCCCAGUCACUCUCAUGUUCAGUGGUAAAAUGGUUCAUCACAUUUCAGAGAUUAUAGUACUUUUGCUGACAGUUUAAAAGGAGGUUAUUUUUAUAUGCUGCUGUCUGUGUCAUUCAGAGAGCAUCUGGGGACACAUUAAUUUUCUAUUAUUUUCUUAGCUUUUACUUUUGUCCAGUGCUGUUGACUUACCACAGGGCCUUGCACUUGCUAGUUAAGUGUUCUACCUUGGAACUAACUUCCAGCUCUUAGGUUUUAAUUAUAGAAGCUGUUUUAAGGUUACUGUGUAAGCUGCAGCGGUAUGGACGGGUCCUCCAAUGCCCACAGCCUGCCUCAUUAACAGAGGCUGGGGCUGCGGCUUGCCGGUGUAGGAUUUGACCCUCACUGGGUUGGGAUAUUACAUAUAUUAUGUAAACCAGGCUACAAGUUUGGUUUACAGAUGAGCUCCCAUCUGUUUGUGGUGACCAGAGAACCCAUGUCCCCUCCAGGACCACUCCCUGAGUUUGAAGUAACUGGAAACCAAAUUAAGAUGGAAAGACAGUGGUGGGAUGGCCGAGGAGUCAGGGAUGAGGAGUGUAACUUCACGAGUGUGACAGAGCUAGUCUAGGCCAGCCUUUGGUGACUGUAGUCUGGGCUAGCCUUUGGUAAAUGUAGUCUGGGCCAGCCUUUGGUAAAUGUUGUGUACCUUUCCCCAAGUUUUAUGCUGAGUGACAAUGAAUUGCUACAUGACUAAAAUAUGUUUGAAACCUCUUACCAAAUUUUAAGAAUUUGUUUUUCUUUAAAAAAAAAAAAAGAUGCUUACUUUCCUAAUAAAAAUAAAAAAGAUUACAUUUUUUUUUC
Molecule: messenger RNA, 3406 nt
Organism: Grammomys surdaster
Lineage: Eukaryota; Metazoa; Chordata; Mammalia; Rodentia; Muridae
Product: sodium-dependent glucose transporter 1C-like
Exons: 4
Coding region: 200-1591 (463 amino acids)
Source: RefSeq, a predicted model, not a curated record